This is a messenger RNA of Apus apus (common swift), 2047 nucleotides long. It is a transcript of the gene SLAMF1, whose product is annotated as signaling lymphocytic activation molecule family member 1. The record is from RefSeq and is a predicted model, not a curated record. Lineage: Eukaryota; Metazoa; Chordata; Aves; Apodiformes; Apodidae. The coding region runs from base 229 to 1248 and encodes 339 amino acids. The transcript is spliced from 7 exons.
GUGGAAGGUGAAGGUUUGAAUAUUUUCCACUUCAGAAAAGGAGAAAAGAAAGAAAGAAAAAAAAAAAAAAGAAGAAGAAAGAAAGUUAUUCAGCCAAAAACAGGAAACACAUGGGCUGGGGCAGAGGUUCUGGGUUGAGUACCCUUGCUCUUCCAGUAAGACAGUCAGCAGAGAUUUGACUUCUCAGCAAGAGUGACUUGCUCCUCAGAGCACUGGGUGAAGCCAAGCAUGGGCUGCAGGUUCUGGCUCUGGCUGCUUGUCUCUCUCAGCCACGUCUGUGGAACAAGUCGUGGGACAGGGGAGAGAGUCCUGGGCACCCUGGGGAUGGCAACAACACUGAGGGUCCCUCCCGAGUUCCAAAACCUCACCCGACGCUUUGGAGAAGCGACGUGGAAGAGGCACACAGAAGACCCAAAGCACAAACUUGUCCUGCUCAGGUACACAGAAGGCAACUACACCAACUACAAGAUGGGAAGAACUCGCUUCCACGAGGUGGAUUUCUCCUUGGAGAUCCUCAACACCAGCAGGCAGGACAGGCAGCUCUACGAGUACUCGGUCAACAAGGGGCCGGCGGAGGAAGUCUUGCAGAUCUGGCUGGACGUGUUUGAGCCCGUCUCUGAUCCCAGGAUCCAGCACCUCAGCUGGUCCAUGGCCAACGGCAGCUGCACCAUCACCCUCAACUGCACAGCAGAACGAGGGGACAACAUCUCCUACAGCUGGGUCAACCAGGACCUCAGCACCCCGGGGCUCUGCUCCAGCUCUGGCAGCAUCCUGCACCUUUCCUACCCCUUGCAGAACACCAGCAUCUCCUGCAGCUGCAGGGCCACCAACCCCGUCAGCUACCAGGUCGUCACCUUCAACUCCUCCGGGUGCAGCUACAAACAAGAUGACAGCUCCAGGCUGACAAGGAACCAGCUCAUACUGGUGGUGCUGCCUGUGGUUUUAGUGAUGAUCUUCAUCAUGGUCAUCUGUUGGAGAAGGCACACGGCCUGCAAGAAGCAAGAACAUCCACCAGUGGCCCAGGCCACGGGGGUGCACACCAUCUACUCCCAGGUGCAGAGGGUGGAGAGGAGGAGAAGUCACCCCACUGAGCACCCACCCUGCACCACCAUCUAUGCUGCAGCCACUGGGCAGCCCCUGGACAAGGCCCCAGGUCCCAGCAGAGCCCCAAGCCCCUCAUCUAGCUCCCCAGAACAGCCACAGGAACCCACGACAGUUUAUGCCUGUGUGAUGAUGCCCGUGGCCUGAACCUCUCCAGGAAACAACCCAGCCCAGCCUCUGCUCACCAACAUCCACGUUCCUGGCUGGAAAAAACCCCUCUCAUCCCUAGGGAACGGGGGCACAACCCACCAGCAACGUGCCAACCUCCACCACAGCCAAACUGGGGCUGCAAGGUCGGCCACGGGGGUGAGGGACGGUUGGAGCAAAGAGCAAGAAAACUCCCCGGGGGGGGGUCUCAGCGAGGUUGGUGAGGGGUGAAGCACCAGGAGAGGGUCGAGGGGCUCUGGGUAAGACCCCACAAACCGACCUCAGUCCUCUGGCCCCCGCUUCCCUAGCGGGAGCCCCCGGCUGGUGGCAGCAGGUGCCACGGGUGACGCGCAGCUCGGUGGCUUCCAGGCAACGGGGAGAAAAACCACCAGAAGAGGUUUCUUUCCUUCUGGUCUCUCAACUCCUGCACCCCAAACCGGUUCCAAAACACCCGAAUAUUGGCUCCAAAGGGAGGAAGGAAGAUCUGCCACCCCCUCGGGGCUCAGCCCUGCCCGGCACCCGCCCCAGCUCUGAGGGAACCAGUGACGUCCAGGAUGGUUUUUCCAUCCCAACCCUUUCUCCUGGACGCCUGAGGGAGAAGAAGAACUUCCAGGUGGACAAUUUCAAGCUGAAUUUCUAGCCGAGAGGGGGAGGCAGCCCCCCCACCCUGCCCCCACCCCCUUUUCCUGCAGCAGCUCCCUGUGGAAAAACCCAACGUGGAGAUGCUGGAGGUGACCUGGAGGAGGGACCAGGGCUGUGAACUCUUUCCAAACCCUUUCUCCCAGUCCAAGCUAUUUAA